AUGACCGGACGACAGAGCAAGGGAGUGAUGUUUCUCGAGAACAGUGGAUCAGCUUGGGAGGUUUCACUCAUUUGGCCCACUUUCUUUGAUAUACCUGGAAGAGAUGAUAUCACGAAUCCCAGCUAUUGCAGUGAGCAAUUGCGUCGUGCGGCCUCUUUUAGCUCUACCCCUUUUCGAACACUUAGCAAAACUGUAUUGAGUGCAGAAAGUCCGCUCAAUCAGAAUAAGCCGAGGAAAAAGAGAGUAGACCUAUUGCAAAGGUACGAGUUUGGCCGAUAUGAGACUGAAGGGGAUCGGGCGCCAAUUCUAGUCUCCAAAAGAAAUCAAACGUCAGAAAUUCGUCAGGAUCCAAACUCGAGUAUAGGGAAAUGCCAGUCGUGGAAAAAGAAUGGCAGCAGGUGGCUGGGAUUAUGGGCCGAACGUCCAGUUCAUCAAGUCGCAGGGAGACAUCAUACUAACAUCAUACUAUCCACAAUGUCACCAAAACAACCUAGUUCACUCUUUUUCAUCACUCUCGCUUUCCUAUUAUCGAUUCUAUGUAAUUCCGCACUCGCUCAAGAUUGGAUAGUUAUAGACGAUGCCGACCCAGCCAUCGUCUAUUACGGAGAUUGGAAGCAAG
Molecule: messenger RNA, 619 nt
Organism: Acaulospora colombiana
Lineage: Eukaryota; Fungi; Glomeromycota; Glomeromycetes; Diversisporales; Acaulosporaceae
Source: the annotation of a GenBank genome assembly